CCAUAAGCAGCACCCUCCACGCGGUGAGACCUGGGUCGGUAUUACUUACGAUAUAUUAAAAUCUAAAUCUAAAUUAUAUAACGCAAGUAUUACCGGGCGAAUGGCUGCAUAUUUCAAUGCGUUUUCAACAAUUUUUUCUUUUUAAUUUUUAACGAAAUACUCAACUGCUAACUUGCUAACUUGUUGCUACAUUACAAUUCACAUUUCGAUGGAUAAAUAAAUUAAAUAUAGUAGAUUCUAAAAUAAUUUCUUAAAGAAACGCAUUGAAAAAUUUUAAUCUCUUUAUUAUUUAUAUUUAUUAAUGAUGAUAUGUACAUAAUUAUUAAUAAACAUUUAGAUACAUUUUAAUAAGAGAAAUUUCUUUUCUCUUUUAUUACAGUCUUAGAUUUGUUUUUUAAUAUUUAAAUAACAGUAAUAAUAUAAAAAAAAAUAGAUUCACCAUUGGUUUAUUGUUGCUAUUAUCUUUUAUCUUACAUGUUAUAUUUGAAAUGUUUCCUAUGUCAUCGGAAUUAAUCUCGAGCUAAUGAUUGCUUAAAUAUACUUUGAUUAUUUGUAUAAAUUUAACUUAAAAAUCAAAAGUAAGAGUCUGUCAGAUGUACUACUAUUUUUACUAUAUACAAAAAUUUCUCACACCUAACUCGAUUAUUAGCUUACGCGUAAAGGAUUAUAACCUAUACAAGCUUAUGCACUGAUGCAAUAGGCUCAUCAAGAGGACAGUAUUAUCCUAUUGUGCUUGUAGUUCGUAUUUUGCCCAUACCUGUCGCUGAAGUCGCAUACGCUACAAGCGAAAAGUGAAGAACAGCCUAAAUUACAAAAUGGCUGUACGUUGUUCUUUGUUAGAAAUCGCGCGAAAAUAUAAAUACGUUGAGCACGUUCGAAAAAGCAUCAAGAAGCGUUCAUUCUUUUUAUUGGACGGAAUGUCUCGCUCAAUGACGUAAGACAAACACAAAGAAGAGAUGACGCAGAGAGAGAAAGAAAAAGAAAGAGAGUGAGAGAAAGAGAGAGAUCAUAAAAUGUGAUGUCAUCACACAUACACAUACACGCGUAGGAUCAAUCUUUUUUGCAUUAUUCGCAUCGUUGACUCUUCGAAUAGAGUUUAGGCAUACACGUGCCGUAGGCAAUGUACGCAUGUAUAUAAUACAUACAAAAGCGAAAGCCUACUAAUAAUUUAUAUAUAUAUGUGUGUGUAUAUAUAUAUAUAUAUACGUGAAAGCAGGCCAAGUCCACAUUUAGGAUGAAGGCUAUUAAGAAAAAUGGGGCAGUCGUGAUACGAAAAGAGGUCUUAAAGCUCGUACUAAUAGAUAGUUGACGUACAGAUAUAUCGUUGGAGAGUGAAACAGGACAGAAAUAGAAUUAAAAAGAAAAAAGGGGGAAUAUAUUAAAUACGACGAGGCAACCUGACAGUCGAUCGGUUUUGGCGGGAGAUUACCCCGGCUUUGGCUAAGACAUGUGCGAUUAUAACGUGCUCGACUGUCACAUGUCACACAUUGGAAAUUAUCGUAUUUGAUAGCACAUAUUUGAUAAAUUGUCCAAUACGAAAAAAAUUAAAUAAUCUAAAAGAUAUUUCUAUGUGUAUGUGUGUGCGUGAUGCAUUUGAUAACAUUGAAUUCAUUGAUCUUUGCUCUUUAUCGGGAAAGAUAGAGAAUAUAGAUAUGAAAUUGAUGAAAAUCUAUUCUAUUAAUGGCGUCGUAAGGUAACGUGGAAUUUUGUGAAAAGCAGGAUUUUCUCUUAAUUUGAUUAUAACGUCAUGAGAAUACUUUUGGAAAAGAGCGUGAAAAUGUGCGAUCAUCAUGAAAAAUGUAUGUAAAUUUGUUAUAAAUAAAGAAUGGUGAGAUUGAAUACGUUAAUAGUCGAACAUAAAUCCGUGGAUCAUCGUAGUUAGCGUAUCAGCUGUUGCGACAACGAUUUUAACGCAUAGUUGUAUUUUUGAUAAAUUCUCAAGACGCAAAACCUCGUAAAUCUUUUUUGUGUGUAUUUCGUUCGUUUCUCAUUAGAAAUCUGCUCUAUUGCUUAUUACCGAUCACCCUAAUAUGGAUGACGCGUGGCGAUCAACGUAUUAAGAUGAAAAAAAAGUAUUCGUGAGGCGUGGUGGAAAUAAUUUUACAUAACGGUGGGGGAUACACGUUUAACAGAAAUAUCGUUCUCCUGGUACCGAAUGAAACUGGUUUGAUCGCUAUUUCUGCACGAGGUGCAGGUGGAGAACAGUGACCUUUCGAAUAGUGUGUCAAGUUCUCAUCGUAUAAAAAAAGAAAUAAAGGAAAAUGUCAAAUGAUGUAUAUACAGAUAUAUGGUACGAUGUUAUUCCACUUCACCAUAGGCCAGAAUUAGUUAAAGAAUGUUGUAAAUUGCUCAAUACAGAAUGGCCAAGAAGUGAAACAGCUCGACUAAAGUCUUUGAAGGUAUCUUGUGACGACUUUCCUACGUGUCUAGUUUUAUUAGAUAGAGAAAGUCGAGUUCUUGGUCAUUGCAAAGUAUCUUUGAUACCUAAAGUACGUCACAGUUGUUACAUUGAAUCAGUCGUAGUUGAUUACAAAUCCAGAGCUCAAGGAUUGGGAUCUAGAUUGUUACGUGGGACGGAAGAAUAUGUGGCAAGGAAAGGUUUCAAAACAGUAUACUUGAUAACAAAAGGUCAAGAACUAUUUUAUAUUAAAAAUGGAUAUACGAUUUGUGACCCCAUCGAAACGUGUGGAUAUAGAAAAUUUCUACCUCCUACUACCAUAGUUGAAGCAAAACAGAAAGAAAAAAAUACACUUUUUUCUGGUCCCCCACCCCCUCCAAUGCCACAAUUAGUAUUUGAAUAUUUUGAUAUAAGAAUGCUAUCUCAAAAAACACACAUGGUUAAAAAAUUAUGAUAAUUACAUUUUACAGAUUUUUUCAAAAUA
This is a messenger RNA of Vespula vulgaris, 2882 nucleotides long. It is a transcript of the gene Naa80, whose product is annotated as N-alpha-acetyltransferase 80. The record is from RefSeq and is a predicted model, not a curated record. Gene Ontology annotation, biological process: protein acetylation. Lineage: Eukaryota; Metazoa; Arthropoda; Insecta; Hymenoptera; Vespidae. Gene Ontology annotation, cellular component: cytoplasm. The transcript is spliced from 4 exons. The coding region runs from base 2262 to 2852 and encodes 196 amino acids. Gene Ontology annotation, molecular function: acetyl-CoA binding; N-acetyltransferase activity.